GUUGAGAACCGGGGAACGGUACCUUCAGGACUCUAGUCUGACCUUCACUCCUCCUCCUCCUCUUCAUAGCGCCGCCUCUCGCGGGCGUUUCGAACACCCUUCAAUUCAACUCCCAUUCAAGCGGAGUGAGUGGAUAAACCAUCGCCAAACAAACGCUCAAGUCGUCGAGAAGAUUCUCUCCGAAAGAAAAAAUACAAGAUUGAAACAAUGGCAGCAACCCCAGCAGGCGCCGUCCUCGCAGCCUGGAACGCCUGCGACAAAACCGACACCCUAUUCAUUCUCAUCUGCACAGUAUUCUGCUGGCCCAUCAUUCCCGCCGUCGGAAUAGCCUACUCCGGCUACUCCUGGAAACGCAACGGCCUCACCUCCUUCCUCCCCUCGCUCCUCGUCAUCAGCGUCUGUUCCAUCCAAUGGUUCCUGAUCGGCUACACGCUCGCAUACGGCGAAGGCUCGGGGGCGAUUUUUGGUAAUUUCGCGUAUAUUUUUCAUGUGGAUGUGUUAUCGGAUCGCGUGGGGACGAUUCCUGCGAUACUGUUUAGUGAAUUUCAGUUGGUUUUUGAGGCGACGGUUUGUGCGAUUGCUGUGGGAGGGGUUUGUGAGAGGGGGCGGUUGGCGCCGCUGGUGCCGUUUGUUUUUCUUUGGAGUACAUUUGUCUAUUGUCCAUUGGCACACAUGGUCUGGGGUGGAGGAUUUCUCGGAGAGACUCUUGGUGUGCUUGAUUUUGCUGGAGGCACACCGGUCCAUAUCUGCUCCGGAGCCACCGCAAGUGCCUUGAGCAUCUAUCUCUCCUAUCCCCAAUUCCGAUCGAAACGAUCCAAGACGCGAACCCCCUCUCAUAUUGCUUUGCACCGUCCGGGGAAUUCUUAUUCGCAAAUGAUCGCCAUGAUCAUUAUUUGGGGCUCCUGGCUCGCCUUCGACGCCGGAACAACCCUCAGCCUCAACUUCUCCUCAAUCCUCGCCCUCUGCGUAACGAACCUCUGCGCCUCCUCGGGCGCCCUAACCUGGCUGCUUCUCACCUUCCACGAAACGCGCCGCUGGUCACUCGACUCAGCCUUCAUGGGAGCACUCGCCGGACUCAUCAUGAUAACACCCUCAGCAGGUUUCAUCUCCCUGACAACAUCUCUUUGGUUCGGAAUAAUCGGCGCAGUAAUAAUGCGGCUAGCUCUAAAAAUUAAAUUUACAGAGACGGCGAGACGCUGGAGGUGGGUGGAUAAUGGGGAUACGUUUGCGACGCAUUGUGUGGGAGGGGCGGUGGCGACGGUUAUGACGGGGUUGUUUGCGCAGAAGGAAGUGGCGGCUUAUGGGGGAGUGGAAAUUGUUGGAGGAGUGGUUUUUGAUGGGAAUUGGAGACAGUUGUGGGUGCAAAUUGUUGAGGCUGUGGUUGGGUUUUGUUGGGCGUUUGGGGGUUCGUAUGCGAUUGUUGCGGUGAUUGAUUGUAUUCCGGGGUUGGAGGUGCUGGCUCCUGAUCAGGAAAUUCGAGCGGGACUGGACUUUUAUCAGACAGAGGAGACCAUUUUUGGCGAGACGGAUGAGGAGAGGGAAUAUUCGCCAAUGCCUCCUAGGGAAGAAUAUUCGACAUUGCCUCGUGGGGAAGACUUGGAAACUGGUGUCUGAAGAAAAGUGGCCACUGAAGCCUGUCGGAGCCGAGAAAUUUGAAAAAGAGAAGAGGAAGAAAGAGAGAAAGAGAGAGCUCAUGGCGUAAUACUAAUCACCGCGAUAGGUAGCCACCCUCCACGGGCAGAGUAUGCUGGCCUCCACAUCAGCAAUGAUCUUUUUGAUAUAUUUGGUAUAGUCCGGGAGAAAAGAGAAAGAAA
Molecule: messenger RNA, 1814 nt
Organism: Sphaerulina musiva SO2202
Lineage: Eukaryota; Fungi; Ascomycota; Dothideomycetes; Mycosphaerellales; Mycosphaerellaceae
Product: Rh-like protein/ammonium transporter
Exons: 7
Coding region: 208-1614 (468 amino acids)
Biological process (GO): ammonium transmembrane transport
Cellular component (GO): plasma membrane
Molecular function (GO): ammonium channel activity
Source: RefSeq, a predicted model, not a curated record